GUCAUUUCAAGAGCAUCGCGGCUUUUGAUUCACUCUCUCGCAUACACGACGGCCGCACAUGGCGCCAGCCACCAAUACGAGGAAGCGACACCGCAAUUCCGCCGCUGCCGCCUCCACAACCACCGCCACCGUCACCGCCACGGCCGCCGCCACCGGUCCCGCCUCCCCCUCCGCCAUCAGGCGCGUCUCCUCCACCUCCUCCUUCACCUCCGGCACUCCUGCGCCCGCCUCCUCCCCCUCGCCCUCUCCGUCCUUCAACGAUUCUUCCACCGCCGACGUCAUCCUCAGCCUCAACCCCCAGACCUCGCCACUCGACGCCGGGGAGUCUUCCUCCAACUUGGACUCGAAACACUCCGAUCCCGUACAGAUCCACCUUCACUCCUCCGUCCUCCACCGUUCCCAAUAUUUCGACGCCCUCCUCUCCGGCCGGUGGCAUAACCGCGAACCCUCCUCCCCCUCAGCCGACGUCCUCCGCUGCAACCUCCCCGUCUCCGGCCCGGUCCACGCGUAUGUGACCGUCCUCAGCCUCCUCUACACAGAUGACUUCUCCUUGGCGAUCACCUCCGCUUCCACCGCUCUCGAUCUCCUCCCCAUCGCGUUGGAAUUGCUCUUCGAGGACUGCGUCAAAUCCUGCGUUAAGUUUCUCGAAGCCGUGCCGUGGACCGAGGAGGAAGAAUCCAGGGUUAUGAACCUUACCCCGUUCCUCAAAGACGAGGAAUCAAGCGAACUCCUCUCUAGGGUUUCGCCGGAAGACAAGGAUUCCUGCGAGGAAAUGCUCUUCGGAUUAAUCCAGACCGCGUUCAACAAACAGACGAACACGGCCUCCUCCAAGGCCCUCGUCGCGAAGAUCCUGAGGGAGAUCUCCAACCGUGACGUGGCACGGAGAGUUCUCGAGAGAGCGUUCACGGAGUGGCUCAAGGUCGUGAAGGAGUCGUUGGAGGAGUAUUCGAGUCCGGACUUCAGAGAGGAUCAUGACGAGACGGAGGCGAUGCAGAGGCUGAACUUGCACAAGGCAACGACGUAUGGGAGGCAUCUGUUGUGGUUGGUGGAGAGGAUGAUCGAGUUGCGGGUCGCGGAGGCCGCAGCCAAGGAGUGGAGUGAGCAGCCAAAUUUCACCGCCGAUUUGCAGAAGGCUUCCAUGGACGAUUCAGGGAGGUACCUCGUACCAGGCUUCCCGGCUGUGAUCAUGCGAUGCACGUUGAAGCUUGCUCAAGCGAUUGCUGCGGGGAAUAUUUUGGCUGCUAGACAGGGCUUACGACUAUGGUGAUUCGAAUUGCUUUGUCUUGUUCUGCUCAUCAAGAAGUUACCUUCUUCAACUGGGAAGUGGGUUCAUGGAAAUUCUUCGAUUGAUCCAUAAAACUGUUUUGGCUUUCCUUGAAAUCUGGCUGAAUCUGUUCGAAUGCAUGGUGGUGGUGUGUUGAGAUGGCAAUGAGUUAUGAUUGUGGCUUUCGGUUGUGCUUUUUAGGCUCGCUGAUGUCUUCCUACGGUAGCAGAGGAUAGUUCGGUAGUCCUAUAAGGUCUUGAUGCAUAACCUAUUUGUUUGAUAUCCGGCUUUUAUUGGUGGAGUGUAGCCACUGUAGUCAGGAUCUGAUAUUCAUUACUGUUCAAGAGUGUUGAAGCUUAACCAUAGGAUUGAUAGUGGAUAGAGGGGUGGCCAAUGUGUUAAAAACAUUGCCGACUGCACGUGUGAUGGAUACAUAAUCUCGAAAGGAUUGUCUCGAGGCAUUUGUUGCUGAACAAGAUUGUGCCGGACGCUGCGCACGAUCCCGUGUCCAUGUCCCAGCCUUCUCUGUCUCUUAAAACGUGAGGAUAUUUUGACUGAACUUCUGAAAAAGAUACCAUAACCUGCUUGGUGGUUGGUUAUUGGAAUGAGCCUCUAUGGGGAGUUUCUUUAGUAUUGUUUGAAGGUCCUUGUUUCUUUAUCUACUGUGUGACAAAGAACAAUGACAUACUACAAACUGGACUCAACUUUUGUAAACAUUUUCUUACAUGUGAGUUGAGAACGACAAUAGCUGGUUAGGGAUGCCGGUUUUUGUUAGUUCACUGAGUGGGAAGCUCUAGUUAAAAGAUGAUGCUACAGGUACUUGUUUUCUGCUUAAAAGCGAGAAACGUGCAUCUGUUACCAUGUCUCUGCAUGUUAGGUAAUAUGCAAAUUGACUUUUGACUUAAAAUCUCUGUUAUCAAGUUGAAUUUCGCUGCAAUAAGCGCAUCUUCGGCGAAGGCGCACUAGUGUGCAUGGCUUAGAUCUUACGCC
Messenger RNA from Rhodamnia argentea, 2254 nucleotides. Its product is annotated as BTB/POZ domain-containing protein At1g63850-like. Lineage: Eukaryota; Viridiplantae; Streptophyta; Magnoliopsida; Myrtales; Myrtaceae. The record is from RefSeq and is a predicted model, not a curated record. The transcript is spliced from 2 exons. Gene Ontology annotation, molecular function: protein binding. The coding region runs from base 59 to 1267 and encodes 402 amino acids.